AUGGCAUUGGGGUUUUCCACGGAGAAGUCGGAGUCGGGCAAUGGACCAAGCCAUGGCUCCUGCGGUUCAGAAGACCUCAUCAGCACCCUCUCAGAUGAUUUGCUCCUCCAGGUCCUCCAGCGCCUCAGCUGCGCCCGUGCCGCCGUGCGCACAUCCAUCCUCUCCCACCGGUGGCAUGGCUUCUGGACCCACCUCCCCAAGGUCACCGUCAUACUCCAUGAUGUCCCAUUCGGCUCGCUCGAGGCCGCUCUCCAGCGUGCUGCUCGUCCUGGGGUGUUCCACCGCCUCCUCCUCGACAUCAGCGUCCCCUGGCAAGACGACACCCCCUUGAGCUUCCCCUGGCAAGAAGGCAUGCUCACCUCCUCGAGUGUCUCCUCGCUGCUCCGCGCCGCCGCAAGGCUUGCACCAGUGGAGCUGCGCUUCACCCUCCUGCAGAACCUGCAGGACCAUUGUCUAGACGUGGACCUGCCCCGCUUGGACUGCGCCACCUCCAUUGACCUGCAUGCGGAGUACCUCCGCUUUGCCCCGCCACGAGCUAGUGCUAGUUUCCCCUCACUUAAGAGACUCUCCCUCUCUGGCUGCCAUGUCGACCUAGCCGCGUUGAUCCCACGCUGCCCCUGCCUGCGCUUUCUCAUGGUGAACACCACCGGUUUGGUAGGCAUGGACAAACUCACAAUGCACUCACGGUCGCUGCAGGAACUUGUUGUAGAGGGAAGGAAUACGUGGAUAGCCCGUAUUGACAUUGAGGCCCCCAUGCUUAAGCAAUUGAUAACGCACUUCCAUGCUGGCGGCCACCUAGGGGUGUCUGUCUUAGCACCAAUGGUGGAGAAGCUCUCGUGGCAUUGCUCGUAUAAAAGGGCGUUCUACAGACUUGGUCUUUGGGGCCUCCUGGAGGUCUGCUUAAACACCACAGAGAGGCACUUGCAGAUGGACUCCGGAAAAAACGCAUCUUUGCAACACCCCAUCGUCCAUGUCCUAUCCCUGCACAUGUGUGUCCAAGAUUCAUUUAAUUCUCGAAAUGCAGAGCUCCGCUUCGAGUCUGAGAUACAUAAACAUAUGUUCACCAACUUCUCUUGUUUGGACCUGCAUCUCAGAACCAAGGGGCAUGGGUUUGGAGCAUUAGUGUUGCGUCUCCUUGGGAUGGAUCGGAUUCGUACAACUAUACGUAACCUUAAGAUCGUCCUACUAAGAUCAGAGGUGAAAGAUACAUGCCCAAUAAAUUGUCUCUGUGAUGAGCCUAAGGACUGGAGAACACAAACUAUCUCCUUGGCUGAUCUUGAAAGCGUGGAAAUAGAAGGCAUUGAUGGGGAAGAUCACGAGUUUGAGUUCGUGAAAGUGAUAUUUAAUUGUGCUCUAAUGCUUAAAAGAGUGACUCUAAGGCUGGCAGAUGGUGCCACUCCAUGUGUCGAUUGGUGCUCAAAAGUACACAACAUAUUUAAGGCAUAUCCUUUUGUGAAGUGCAACAUUGAUCUGGUAAGCAGGCUUGAUGCUAUCUGA
Messenger RNA from Triticum aestivum (bread wheat), 1497 nucleotides. RefSeq lists its product as uncharacterized. The record is from RefSeq and is a predicted model, not a curated record. The transcript has 3 exons. NCBI's taxonomy places the organism in Eukaryota, Viridiplantae, Streptophyta, Magnoliopsida, Poales, Poaceae. Bases 1 to 1497 code for a protein of 498 amino acids. Gene Ontology annotation, molecular function: protein binding.